Messenger RNA from Penaeus vannamei (Pacific white shrimp), 825 nucleotides. Lineage: Eukaryota; Metazoa; Arthropoda; Malacostraca; Decapoda; Penaeidae. The record is from RefSeq and is a predicted model, not a curated record.
AUGGUAUUAAUCUCCCUCCAUGUCAAAUUUUCAUACUCAUUACUAUUUCAAGGAGACGGGAAAACUGACUGUGGAGAUGGUCGAGUGCCAACAGUCUGCUCCUCAAGAGCAGGGCAGGGUAUGGAGGGGGGAGCGAUGUUGGCUGAUGGAACUAAAGCUGUGAUCUUCAUGAAAGUUUGCUCUACCUGUGGCUACGUCUCUAAGGAUAUGUGUGACCUUCGAAAGCACAUCAGAAUCCACACAGGCGAAAAGCCAUAUGUGUGUUUAUAUUGUCCUUAUCGGUCAGCUCAAAGCAGCAAUCUGAAAACUCAUAUGAGGAAGCAUCACCCAGAUGUUAUACCAGCGAAAGGCAGUGGUGACAAGGAUGUGAGUGGCACUGGGAGACGUCUCCAUCACAGCUACAGACUUCCAACCCACUUGCAUUUCUUGGAGGGCACUUCUGCCCAAACAACGGUAGGGCAGCCCAAUACCACGGAGAGAAUACUCAAGACAGAAGAGGAGAGCGGACACCCUGAUGCCCAUCCUGCUAUGCGAUCCCUGGCUCCCCUAAACCUUCAGAUGUACUCAGUAUCCCGGCCAGGCCCUGGUCAUGCUUGCUUCCUUUGUGGCAAAACUUUUGGACUGAAGCAUAAUCUGUAUCGUCAUCUAAGAACCCACACUGGAGAGAGACCUCACCAGUGUCCUCACUGUGAAUAUAGAGGAUCUCGCCGUUCCCAUGUGCUAACUCACAUAAACAGAGUUCAUCAACGGCAAGACCAGCCUGAAAAACCAAAUUCAUCUUCAGAAUCUACAAGUGUUUCUCUCCCAACUUCUAGACCAAUAUAA